GUGGGGAAAUGUCGUAGCUUUAAGUACAGCUAGUAAAACUACUCCCAUCUCAUAACGCAACAUGCUAACGUAGCUGCGGAGCUAACUAGGAUAACAACAACACCAAGUUCACGUUUGUUCCUUUAACUGUGUUUAUUUUAAACGACUGUGUGGUAUAUGGUCCACAUUGUAAAUUUUAUGUUCAGUUUUCCACGGACUGUUUAUUAAUAAUAUAUUUAAGGAAGACGUUUGUGGUUAAGUUUAGCCAGAAAAGAACUUAGUUUUGCCAAUUUAGACUAGUUAGCCAGCUAACCACAGCUACACGCUAACUUCAGCUUUCUACGGCGCCGACGAUAACGAGAUGUCCAGAGCUUGUGCAAGGCACUGACUGAUGGACUGGUCACCAGUUUGUGAACUCAGAACACAUCUGCCAAGAUGCCUGCAGUAUCUACCGGGGUCAAAGAGUUGUAUUUGUCUACAUCUCUAGGUGACCUCAACAAAAAAGCUGAAAUAAAGCCAGACAAGUCGAGCACCAGAAGCUAUGUUCAGAGUGCAUGCAAACUCUUCAAGGCGGCAGAGGAGUGUCGUCUGGACAGGGAUGAGGAGAAAGCUUAUGUGUUGUACAUGAAGUAUUUAACGGUAUAUGACAUCAUCAAGAAAAGACCAGACUUCAAGCAGCAACCGGAGUAUUACAUAACUAUGCUUGGACCAACCAGUUUUAAGAAAGCCAUUGAAGAAGCUGAAAAGCUGUCUGAAAGCCUUAAACUUAGGUAUGAGGAAGUCGAGGUUAGAAAAAAACUAGAGGAGAAGGAGAAAUUGGAGGAGAAAAAGAAACGGGAGCAAGUGACAAAGAAAGAUGGUGGCCGUGAAUCUCCAAAACCUUCAUCCAUAAACAAGAAGGACUGCAAAAAGGUUAAAGGAGAGCAGAAUGAACUGAAGAGUGUCAUCACAAAAGCUGCACAGCCAGCAGGUGGGAUCACAGCUGAGAAACUUUUCAGCAUGAUGAAGGACCAGACGAUCUCAGUAACUGUCAUGGACGCCCGCUGCCACAGAGACUAUGAGGAGUCUCACAUCCAGGUCCCGGGCCAGACCUGCAUUAGUGUGCCUGAGGAAGCCAUUACUCCAGGAAUCACUGUGAAUCUGAUUGAGGCAAAAAUGCCCGAAGGGUCCACGGAUCAUUGGAGGCGGCGGGGAUUUGUAGACUACGUAAUCCUGCUCGACUGGUUUAGUUCAGUCUCUGACCUCAAGCUUGGCACCACCUUACAGAGUUUAAAAGAUGCCCUCUUUAAGUGGGACAGUGUCACCUUACUGCGUAGUGAGCCGCUGGUGCUGGAGGGGGGCUAUGAGAACUGGCUGCUGUUUUACCCCAUGUACACAACCAACGCUAAAGUUCGACCCCCGAGACAGACCGUUUCCAACAACCUCCCUCAGUUAAACUUUAGCUACCCAUCCUUAGAGGAGCCAAAGCUUCCGACUCCAGUUCAACCUGAGCCUGAAGUUUCACCUGAGCCUCCAGAACCAUCAGCUCCUGUGCUGGUGAACGGGGUCACUCCUGCUGAGCCUCCAAUGUCCAAAACAUCCGUGGUUGCUGACAGGUUUCCAGACACAGCUGAUGUCUCCAUCACAGGCUCUACAAAUUCAGGGCUAGACCAAAGUAAGGAUUCUGCCUUACACCAGUCACCUGCAGCAGCCAGAGCGUUCCCACAGUUUGACCGUACCAAAAAACCAUCUGUCCCGGUGUCAGAUCAAACUAAGUCCGGUCAGAACAAACCUGCAAAAGAUCCCACUCAGAAUGGUCCGGUUGUCCCCGACCGCGCUGUAAAACCGGCCUUUACCCCCAACGCUGCUCUGUCUAAAGAUGAACAGAAACAAAUCCACACCGAGGCGGUGGCAGUGAUGGAGAAGGCCAAACAGGAGCAGGAAAAACGCAACCAGGAGCGCCGCUUAGAGGAGGAGAGGCGAGAAAGGGAGCAGAAGGAGAUGAGAGAGAGGCUUGAGAGGGAGGAAAGUGAAAAGAGGAAGAAGGACGAUGAAGAAAAGAAACAGGAGAAGAAGAAACUUGAAAGGCAGAAAGCUGAAGAAAAGGAAGAUAAAGAGAACAAGGUUUGGGAUGAGAGGGAGAGACGAGGAAAAGAAACAAACUCCGACACGCCUUCAAAGAGCAUGUCUCUGGAUUCACCGCUUCCCAACCACAUUGUUAGUGAAAUAAAGAGGGAGCCUCUGACCAGAACGAGGAGUGAGGAAAUGGGUAGGAGUGUUCCAGGGCUUCCAGUCGGUUGGAUGAAGUUUCUUGACACCGUGACUGGUACCUACAGAUACUAUCACUCACCAACCAACCGGGUCCACCUUUACCCCCCUGAGGUCACCGUUCCUCAGACGCCACCCUCGACACCGCCAACGGUCAAGCCAAAGCCACAGCCUCCCGCGGAGGUCGACACCAACCACGAACAAGAUCGAGAACAGUCCAAUCUCAAACGCUCUUACUCCUCCCCAGACAUCAGCCAGGACUUGAGAGAGGAGGCCCAGAAGAAGGUCACAGCUCCGAUUCCUGCUGCUGUCAUACCCAACAUCAACAGAGAAACCAAACCUUCUGUCUCUAAGGUUCAUUCUAAAGCGGAGAUCGUGUGGCCUACUGCGGCUAAAAUUCGUAACCUGAAUCCUACGUUUGGAGGUUUGGGUGCUUUGCUAACUGGCCUUCGUAACCUUGGCAACACCUGUUACAUGAACUCCAUUUUACAAUGUCUCUGCAACACUCCAAAGAUGGCUGAAUACUUCAACAACAAUUACUACCUCGAGGACAUUAACAGGUCCAACAUUCUGGGCCAUAAAGGGGAGGUUGCAGAUGAGUUUGGUGUGAUCAUGAAGGCCCUGUGGGCCGGACUGUACAAGUGCAUCAGUCCACGGGACUUCAAGAGCACCAUCAGCAAAAUCAAUGAUCAGUUUGCAGGCUAUGACCAGCAGGACUCUCAGGAGCUGCUGCUGUUCCUCAUGGAUGGGCUCCAUGAAGAUCUGAACAAGGCUGACAACAGGAAGCGGUACAAGGAGGAGGAAAAUGACCACCUGGAUGACCAAACUGCAGCUGACCUGGCCUGGAGCAAACACAAGAUGCUGAAUGAAUCCAUUAUUGUAGCGCUGUUCCAGGGGCAGUUUAAAUCCACGGUGCAAUGUCUGACCUGCCAUCGCAAGUCACGGACGUUUGAGACCUUCAUGUACCUGUCGCUGCCUCUGGCCUCUACCAGCAAGUGCUCCCUGCAGGAUUGUCUGAGGUUAUUCUCCAAAGAAGAGAAGCUCACUGACAACAACAAGGUGUUCUGCAGACACUGCAAAGUUCACAGAGAUUCCACCAAGAAACUGGAGAUCUGGAAGGUUCCCCCCAUCCUUCUGGUGCACCUGAAACGGUUCUCUUAUGAAGGUAGAUGGAAACAAAAGCUACAGACUUCUGUUGACUUCCCACUAGAUGGUCUGGACCUGAUGCAGUAUGUUAUUGGACCCAAGCAGAACCUGAAGAGAUACAACCUUUAUGGAGUUUCUAAUCACUAUGGAGGCUUAGAUGGUGGCCAUUACACAGCAUACUGUAAGAACAUCCACAAACAGCGCUGGUACAAGUUUGAUGACCACGAAGUGUUUGAAAUCUCCUCCUCUUCGGUCAAGUCCUCUGCAGCCUACAUCCUGUUUUACUCCACCCUGUGACGCUGCUGCAGGACAUCAAGGGGGAAACUACAUUAGAGUAGUCAUGCUCUAACUUGGAGGCCAUUUUCUUUUCAAAUAGCUCUGAGGAGCCUGGUGCACAUAGUUGAGGGUGAAGUGGUCACAUAUGUGCAAGAGAGGACAGUGGCUUUGAGAUCCUGACAGGAGAACGUCGGAGGCACGCUGUGUACUGCUUCAGCUACUAGAGGAGCCUUUAGCUGUUCAAACAUGCUGUCUGUGCACAUUACUGACCAACCAGAGACUAAACAGAUGCUCAUGUUAGUCUGACCUUUUUACUAGAGCUGUGCUUUAGGGCUGAUUCAGAUCAUCUUCACUCUCAUUUCUCUAGUACGCAGCGUAGACAGCAGAACUGAUCUUCAGCUUCCUUGUACUGCUGUUACACAUGAACAUGCACGUUUUUAAUGCUGAAGUGGCACAUUCAAACGUUUGGUGUAAAUACACAACAGCGAAUUCUGUUUGGUGACCAAAUCUCUCUUUUUUUUUUUUAACCGUAGCAACCGCCAUGAUAUCACUAUAUAAAUUUAACUGAAUCACAUUUGUUUUGAGGGUUUAACUGUAAUGACUGAUAUAAGAGUAAUGGGAGAAACUGUGAGUGAUUUUUUUUCUAACAGAUUUCAGACUUUUGCUAGUUCCUAUUAACAUCCUUCUUACACAGAGUAUGCAGUCAGUUUUAGGUUGUAGAGCGGGUUGUUAAGCAGCAGACCUUUAUCUUCUUCUCAGAAUGCUUUAAACAGAUACCAGACAUGGGCUGGUUGUCUACCUGCUCCUUUAAACUUUAUUCUCAGUUAGGUGGAUGUUACUUUUUCAAAUAUCAAACUCAAACACUAUUAAAAAAACUGGGAAAAGUUAAGUUUGAGAUUCACUUAUUUUGAUUUUCCUCCAACCUGAUGGAUUUGUUGUGUAAUGAGCUGGAAAAAAUGAAGACAUUUUGUUCUGCUGAGCGAUUCUGUGUCGACGCUCGAUGCCUGCCAGGCUAACUCACAGACACGACUUCUGAACGGACCAGAGAUGCGAAGGUGCAGGAUCUGACCACUUCCUGGAUCAACUUCUCUUGCCUAGCAUGACAUUAUAAUCCUUUUUCUUUUUUAUUUGUACAUUUGUUUUAUUUCCUAAUGCUCUACAAAAAUUGUUUCAAAUAUAACGAAUAUAUAACCUCAAACAACUCAUGACUAUUUAUUAAAACUACUACAAAUUCA
Molecule: messenger RNA, 4883 nt
Organism: Nothobranchius furzeri (turquoise killifish)
Lineage: Eukaryota; Metazoa; Chordata; Actinopteri; Cyprinodontiformes; Nothobranchiidae
Gene: usp8
Product: ubiquitin specific peptidase 8
Biological process (GO): protein K48-linked deubiquitination; Ras protein signal transduction; protein K63-linked deubiquitination
Cellular component (GO): midbody; postsynaptic density; dendritic spine
Molecular function (GO): cysteine-type deubiquitinase activity
Source: RefSeq, a predicted model, not a curated record